Molecule: messenger RNA, 3321 nt
Organism: Diaporthe batatas
Lineage: Eukaryota; Fungi; Ascomycota; Sordariomycetes; Diaporthales; Diaporthaceae
Exons: 2
Coding region: 646-2295 (549 amino acids)
Molecular function (GO): acetylglucosaminyltransferase activity
Source: RefSeq, a predicted model, not a curated record
CAGCGCGGCCUGGCUCUUUUUUUGACUAGCCCCAGUUGUUCCUUCUUUUUCUACCCCCAUAUCCCCCCUUUCCAUCCCACACAGACUGCCCACUUCUUCUUGACCCUCCACGCAACGACCACCCACCUGUCCGAUUAUUCCUUUUCUUUAUUGCUCCCUUACCCGUCACCGAACCUCGUUUUCGUGGCGAUAGGCUUCUCUUCAUCUUCUCCCCCCCCUUCCCAUUGUUCGGACGCGUCCUGCUUGCGUCCUCGCCCUCACCAUCGUUGUUUCCGUCUCGCACAACGACGCACCAUCUGGGCCUCCUCCUUCGGACCAGCCCGUUUCGUGUAUCAGCGGAUCCUCAAACCUGACCACUUGCCCCACGGCUGUGUCUGGCUUUGGCCCGCCCGUCCCUCGUUAGCUUAACCCACAUCGAGACCAACCACAAUUCCGCCCGGCACCACUUCAAGAGACAUCUACCCCCUUUCAACCCAGAUCGAGCCACCUGCGACCCGAUCCAUGUUUGUCGACGUCUAGAACACACUCGUCUUUAGACACACUGCUCCCUCCUACUUCUCUCCCGCCUCGACCUGCUUUCGCCACAGCUUGACCUGGCCAGAGAAAGAACCACAACAGGACAGGAAACCCAGGGAUCUCAAAAUCAUGGGUGCCAUGAUGCCUCCCCCACAACGCCUCUUCAACAUGCGGAGUCCCUUCUCCAGGGCCAUCCUGCUGGCCGUCGUGGUGCUCCUGCUCUUUGUCAUGACGAUGAAGCAGAACACCUACGAUGUCCGCUCCGCCGUUAUGAAGGCUGCCAACACCGCCAAGCAGACCAUGACCACACAGCACCCCCUCGACUCGUCCGCCAACGCAUAUGGCGUCGACGACAACCGCUGGCAGGACGUCCCAUCCAACAGCUCCGCCCUGAUGAACUGCAACUACGACACCAAGCACCUGAAGGAGCUCCAGGACAGGUACGAGCUGGGCGAGCAGUUCGAGUACUUCAAGCGAUACGUCAAGGUCUCGCGUCAAGACGUCGAGAGGAAGACCAUGACCAAGCUUGACCAGCGAUUCCUCCCCAACACCGCCAAGACGGUCGACUUGGGCAAGAAGAACCUGAACGAGCAGUGCCCCGAGCCGCUUGUCUUGCCCGUCACCAAGUCGCCCGUCCCUGACACCGCUAACCUCACUGACUUCAUCUUCGGCGUUUCCACCACCUACAAGCGUUUCACCGAGCCCGAGACGAGCCCCAUCAACGAUUGGAGCUACUGGCUCACGGACAACCACGGCAACUCCAACGGCGGGAAGAUGGUCUUGCUACUGCUCGACGCCAGUGACGAUGAGCUGUACGAUGCCUGGGACCGCCUUCACAAGAUUGGGAUUGACGCCGAUGUCUUCCACUCUGACAGCUCCAUGGAGAUGGCCGUCCGCUACCUGACUUUGGUCCCAACCCUCUACAACCACCGUGAGCGACCCAACAAGAAGUGGCUCGUCCUCUGCGAUGACGACACCUUCUUCCCCUCUCCCCAUGCACUCAGCGAGCGCAUGUCUGCGAUUGACUCCAGCCGCCCUCUCUACGUUGGAACCUUCUCCGAGGAUGUGAACCAGGUUCAGCGUCACGGCUCCCAGGCUUUCGGCGGUGCCGGUGUCUUUAUCUCGAUGCCGGUCGGUGAGAUGAUCAACGAGCUUUACGAGACAUGCAAGACACCCCAGAAGCUGCAGGAGGCCGAUUCUGGCUGGGGCGCCCAGGGAGACAUUCUCCUGCGGAAGUGCAUCUACGAGAACAGUGAUGUUCGAUUGACCCUUGAGAACGACCUGUGGCAGCUGGAUCUCUACGAGGACCCCUCGGGCUUCUACGAGAGCGGAAUCAAGCCUCUGUCACUGCACCACUACCGUGGUGGCGGCUGGCACUUCGCUUACCCAUUCGAGUACACCAAGAUUGCCCACCUCUGCGGCGAGGACUGCACCAUGCAGCGGUUCAUGACCGAGGAUGACUUUGUCAUCUCUACUGGUUACAGCAUCGCGCAAUACCCCGAAGGUGCCAACUACAACUGGGACCAGAUGGAGCGAACCUUCACCCCCGCCCCCGAGGACCACGGCUGGAACCUGGACCACGCCUUCGGCCCCCAGCGCUCGUCGCUGCUGCGGACUGGCGAGAAGAUUGCCUGGGAUCUGAAGACGGCGAACGUCAACGAGGACGGAACCGUCACACAAAUCUACGUCCGGAAGGCAAAGGACCCUCGAUGGGUCGACGCUGAGGGCUGGCCAAUGAGCCAGGUUGACGGUGUGAUUGAGCUCGUCUGGCUCCCAUGAAACUUCUAACUGUUGUCGACCUUCUUCUUCUUCCCCAUUAUUACUCUUACGUCAAUUACGCUCGGCCGGACCGUCCAUUCAAGGAGUUUCUUGAGUUGUGCUCGGACUUUUUAUUAUGACAACAUUUUGGCUCAACUCUGCCGGAUCGUGUCAGGGCGCUGUAGUGCGCCUUCGGUGCGAUGGCGCGCGAAACCUUGGUCGCGCCAGCUUGGGACGAGUCCUUGGCGAUACACCGGACGAGCCGUCGGCCCAAUUUACCCGCGCCGCUACAAACGCCCGUCAACUACGUGACAGCUCAGAAGGUCGACCAAGAGAAGCCGCGAAAUCUACCAAACAGCCGGAACCAGAAGCUACUGAAACACCAACACCGUGUGAUCAUUCGCCAUGUUGUGGACAACUUUUAGCCAGUAGCGAUUCCACGAUUCGGCUGCUUUCAAAGGCCUCGCUUUUCGCUGUCACGGCCGCGGUCUACCUGAAACGGGACAGGGUGGCCGCGUCAGCCCAUCCACCAGUCAUGCACCAUGGCGAACCGGUAAUGCGUAAUUCUCCAAGGGGGAUUCUCCUACCACAAAUCAUCGAUUCUAUUUUGUCACGCUAUCAACCAAACACAUUUACGAGGACAGACGGAUGUGCAUUGCAUACGGCGGCGAAUUCGGAUACAGCCGCCAGGCGUUUGGCAGAUCUCUUACACCUUCUUCCACCGACCUAAAACAACCACAAAGACAUCAUUUGGUGUCGAACUGUAUAUACCAUUGGUCACUUUUGAGAUAACGGGGGCGUGGGGCGAUCGUUCUGGGAUAGAUGGAGCUCUGGGUCCGGUCUUGCUUUUCUGGGGUGGGUUGGUGCAGCGAACGCCCAUUAUGGCUAGGCUUGUGUACAAAUUGGAUCACACUGAUUCUGGAAACCCCGGGAGCUUACUGGCAAAGAAGCUCUGUUGGAUGUAAAUAUCUUUUGGGAGAUGCAAGAAGCAUCCUCACAAUCAUAGGGCGGGGUAAAUAUCUAUAGAAAGAAAUACCAGCCAAGACC